Strongylus vulgaris is the source of this 582-nucleotide messenger RNA. Lineage: Eukaryota; Metazoa; Nematoda; Chromadorea; Rhabditida; Strongylidae. The record is from the annotation of a GenBank genome assembly.
AUGCCGAUCCUUUUGGGGUACGGUCAUAUCGUUCCGCGGACAAACGCUGGACGGAUAGCGAUCAUUUUUUAUGCACUUUUCGGCAUACCUCUUAUUUUGGUGACCAUCGCUGAUAUGGGACGAUUUUUGUCAGAUAGUGCAAAUAUCAGAAGAGGUAUUAUUUGGGUACAUAACACAUAUCGAAAAUUUAUGGAUUCAUGCUACGCUCAGUGUUGGAAGUGCAUCAAAUGUAUGUGUUGUCGAUUUCGAAAGAAACAGAAACGGAUACAGAUGCCGACAAUCGAACUUUUGCAAAAACAACGGCAAAUGUAUAGCAGUGUGCGACGGCCGCGAAAAACGCACGAUAAUCAAUCCGAUGCCGGCACUUUUGAGGGUACCUUUUGCAAAUUCUAUAAAAAACAACUAACCGUGUUUUUACCUCGUAAAAAUUUAGACAUAUCCGAAAUUCAUACUCAAAAUUCGGAUCUCGGUGCGACAUCGGAAGAUACUCGAGCGCAAGCAGAAGAACUUGAACCAGAAAUGCCACAUCAUGAGCGGCGAGUCUCCGUGAUGUUUAUACUCGUGAUUAUGCUAGGUAAGUAG